Molecule: messenger RNA, 2694 nt
Organism: Bactrocera oleae (olive fruit fly)
Lineage: Eukaryota; Metazoa; Arthropoda; Insecta; Diptera; Tephritidae
Source: RefSeq, a predicted model, not a curated record
UGUUUAUGCGCCCGACCACAUGUUAUCUGAUAAAAGUAGCCAUAUUGUGUGUUGUUUAUUCGCACGGCACAAGUAGAAUUCCUAUAGCAAAACAACAAAGACAACUUGUAUUCGCUAGCAGCUGUAAAUAGAGAAAAACGUCAACAAAAGAGGAAAAUAAAGACGAAUUUCAUCAAAUCAGAUUGUGAUACGAACUGCUACAUUUGUGUAUUCGCGCUGUUUUUAUUUGCAUUAAAUUGUAGAUGGAGUAUAAAAUUCAAAUAAGAAAGUGAAGAAGUUUGAAAUCGGAGCAACAAAAAUCAAGGAUUAUUGGAAAUUGAAAGUAAUUAAUUUUAUUACGCCACACUUUUGUUAUUAAGUAGCCUGCGUAUUAUAAUAAUUAAAUUUCACCAAUUAGCUGUGAAGUUGGUUUUAUUGUGGUGCGUGUGUAGUGUUGAAGCUGUGGAGCCACUCAGUUUCAGUGGAGGCUAGUGGAUCGUGGCUGAAUACUCAUUUAUACUUCUUUCUUUUGUGUACGCUUCGGGCGCAUAUAUAUCUACUCGUAUAUGCUUACAAACAACGCCACAUGAAUUGGCAAUAUUUUGUUUACAAAUACAUCGUUUUUCGAAAUACGCAAAAUACAGUCAACUGCAAAUCAGAUUUUGAAAGUGUACUUGAAAUUGAUUCCAGUGUGAAAAUAGGCAAAAUUUCACAUUAACGCCAACGAAAUUCCAAAACAAAAGCUUAACUAACUAUAAAAACGGCAUGAUAACGGCUCUCAAAUACGAUCGAAUGACGAGUUAAAACAUUAACUGUUUAGUAAAUCUUGAAUGUGAUAACUGUUUCUUAUAAAUAUAGAUACCAAGCUAAAUACUACUACAUACAUAUAUUCUCAUAUAAAUAUAAGAAAUCGUCUAAUCCAAAGUCAAAAUGAAUAGCACUGGCAAUUUUUUCGACGAGCAGCUCGUCCACAUCUACACACAUUUGGUGCAUAAUUAUAUGCCAGAUUUCCUACUCACAAUGACCAAACAUUUUGUGUAUACGCCGUGGGUGUUCUCCUUGCUGGGCUCGGUGGUCAUCGGCCUGGCCGGUAUAUUACCGUUAAUCAUAAUACCCACUGAUGAAAAUCUGAAGGAGGGCGGUUACAAAGAUCCUGGUGAAUCGAAAUUUCUUAAAGUACUAUUAAGCUUCGCGGUCGGCGGCCUAUUGGGUGACGUUUUCCUGCAUCUCUUGCCCGAAGCUUGGGAAGGUGAAAGAAAUACUUCGUCUGAACAUCCUUCCCUACGCUCAGGUCUUUGGGUUCUAUCGGGCAUACUUAUUUUUACCAUAGUUGAGAAGAUAUUCUCCGGUUACGCCAAUGCUGAUGAAGAGAAUCCUCAACCAAAAUGUGUGGAAAUCGCUAAUUGUUUACUUCGCAAAACUGGCGGAAAAAUUCCCGACGGUCAUAACAACUCGGAAGGUUGUGCUGGAUCAUGUGACAUUGAAGAUGUGCCGAAUGGUUGCUUCUUACGUGAACGUGAGCAAAAACAAAAAGAGCACCCCAAAAAGGUAGCAGGCUAUUUAAAUUUAAUGGCCAAUUCCAUUGACAAUUUCACACACGGCUUGGCUGUUGCGGGCUCAUUUUUGGUCUCCUUCCGACACGGUGUAUUGGCAACAUUCGCAAUUUUAUUGCAUGAGAUACCCCACGAAGUUGGAGACUUUGCCAUACUUUUAAGAUCUGGGUUUAGCCGAUGGGAUGCUGCUCGUGCCCAGCUGUUAACUGCUGGUGCCGGUCUGAUGGGUGCGUUGGUUGCAAUUGGUGGUUCGGGCGUCACAUCGGCAAUGGAGGCGCGAACCUCCUGGAUUAUGCCUUUUACGGCUGGAGGAUUUUUACAUAUAGCAUUGGUGACAGUAUUACCAGAUCUCUUGAAAGAAGAAGAGAAAGCUGAGUCCUUAAAGCAGUUGCUUGCGUUGAUAUUUGGUAUUCUACUUAUGGCUUUGAUGACUGCAUUUUUUGAGGCGUGAGCGCUAUAAAUUUUUAGAAACCUUAAACAUUGCAAAAUUUGUUGUUGCACUUGCGUGUGCAUAAAAUAAAUAAGCCAAAAAUAAUUGAGCUGUACCUUCGCAUAAUACCAAGAAAGGAGUACAAUACAAAACAUAUUUAAUUUGGCAUUAUGUGAAAAAAUCGUUAAAAAGUAGUGGAGAGCAAAUACGCAACCAAGUGGAUAACUUUAAAUUUAGUUGGAAUCUGAUUUGAAUUAUUGCAACGACACACAAACAAAAUCACUAUUUACUGAAAUGGUAUUAAAAGUUAUACAAAAAUUGUUAAUAUAUUUUUUCAUAUGUAAUAUUUUUUAAUAUUUCGCCAAAUUCAUACUUUUACUUACAUUAAUGUACCUCUCAUUUUACAAAAACUAUUUUGGCGAUCAAUGUCGGCCAUAAGGAUAUUAUAUUGCCUACAACCGUUAUUUCUGUAAAUCUGUUUUAGCUUUCCUGAAUUUAAUUUAAAUAAAUUUACUGUUUCAAAAUUGAUUAAGUAGCAGUAGUAAGAGAUAAUUGAAUUAAAUAUAACGGUAAUGAAAGCAGAUCGAUAUUCAGUUCAUUUGUGAUAUUGAUCCUGAUAAAAUUUUUUUAAGAAAACGCCAUUAGUUAUAGAUCACUACAAGAUAUUACGUGUGAAAGCUGACUUGAUUAUCGAGUACUGUAAAUACAUACAUUCAUAAAUACAUAACUAUA